AUGCAAUUUGGUAACAAUAAAGAAUGGUAUCACAACUAUUUUAUAAUUUUUCUCAUUUCUUUCUCCAUAAUAGCAUCAGGAAUAAAUGGUUUUUCACAUGAACAUGAAUAUUCUCAUUUUAAUCAUGCCAAUAUUGAUAAAUUAAUUUCUUUAGAAUCUGAGCAAGAAUCUAUAAUUUUACCAUUCAAUACUACUAGAAUACCUGGAUCAAAAGAAUCCAUCAAAAUUCAAGAAUAUAUAACUUUUUUUUUUGAACAAUUAAAUAACAAUUCCAAUGGUAUUCUUUGGGUGGUAACAAGAGACAACUUUAAAGAAAAUGGAUACAACUUCACCAAUCUAGUGUUCAGCUUGAAUUACGUUGAUAAAAAUAAAAAUAACAAUAAAAAGGAAUUCUUACAUAUGCAAGAUUAUAAAAAAGAAAAGUCAUUAAUAUUAGCUGCCCACUAUGAUAGUAAAAUAGACCCUCCAGGGUUUAUAGGCGCAGUUGAUAGUGCUCUUUCAUGUUCUAUUCUACUCUAUAUCGCAUAUUUUAUAACCAACCUUGAUACCCAAAAUGAUUAUACACACAUUUAUGAAAAUGGCUUUGUUAAAAAUCUAGAAAUUAUAUUUUUUGACGGAGAGGAAGCUCUAAAAAAAUGGAAUGAUGAUGAUUCCAUAUAUGGAUCCAAGCAUUUGGUAUCUAAAUAUCCUGGAAAAUACAAUGGAAAGAAUAUAGAAUUGAUGAUUUUGUUGGAUUUAUUGGGAAGUAGCGAUGAUGAAGAUUUGUCUAUAUAUAGUUAUUUUGCCAACUCACAUAUUUUUUAUGAGCGGUUAUCUACAGUGGAAAAGAAAUUGUUUCCAUUUGGAAAAACAAAAUUGAUUAGCGAUAAUAAAUCAUUUAUCUGGUCUUCAAAGAAGAAUACCAAAAGACCUGUAUUUGUGGUGGAGGAUGAUCAUAUUCCAUUUUAUACAAGAGGAAUACCUAUUUUACAUCUAAUACCACUUCCAUUUCCUAAGACCUGGCAUACCAUAGACGAUGAUUUUAAUCACGUGAAUAUGACAAGUGUUAAAAAAUGGUGUAAAAUGUUGUCUACGUUUACUGUGGAAUAUUUACAUGACAGAUUGUUUGAAUAA
Molecule: messenger RNA, 1113 nt
Organism: Saccharomycodes ludwigii
Lineage: Eukaryota; Fungi; Ascomycota; Saccharomycetes; Saccharomycodales; Saccharomycodaceae
Exons: 1
Coding region: 1-1113 (370 amino acids)
Molecular function (GO): zinc ion binding; glutaminyl-peptide cyclotransferase activity
Source: RefSeq, a predicted model, not a curated record